Molecule: messenger RNA, 2165 nt
Organism: Ipomoea triloba (trilobed morning glory)
Lineage: Eukaryota; Viridiplantae; Streptophyta; Magnoliopsida; Solanales; Convolvulaceae
Exons: 11
Coding region: 258-1787 (509 amino acids)
Source: RefSeq, a predicted model, not a curated record
UGCUAUUUCUUUUUGGUCUCUUCUCACAGAGCUUCCCCUGUACAGCUACUUCUCUGUAUCCGUCUCUCCCUCCCUCCAUCUAUAUAUAUGUGUGUGUAUAUAUGUAUAUCCACCCACACAAACCAAUGCAUUGGUCUCUGUGAUCUCUGGCUGUCAACCUGAGGUUUCAAGUUCGACUGGAGUUUUUGCACUAGUGCUUUGAGUUUUACCUGGAACUGUUAGUUGUUGCAUUUUGUGAGCGGUUAGCUUAGAGAUAGAUGCCAACUGCAAGGCUGAUCACUGUUGGAUCUUCAGAUGCAAUGGAAUCAGUUGAGGGGAAUGAUUCCCUUUACACAUUGAUUAGUCAAGCUACAGGGAAAGAGCCUAUCAUCUUAGGGGACAAACCUAUACAGUGGAUACAGUUACUUCAUGCCUUAGAGCAGCCAGAUCUUCCAUAUUGGCCUAUGGUUACUCCUGUGAAGGUUCAGAUGCAUAAAUGUGAGAAAUGUUCUCAAGAAUUUUUUUCAUCAAUUAACUACCGAAGGCAUAUACGCCUGCACCGUCGAGCCUUAAAUUUUGACAAGGAGUCUCGCAAAUAUAGAGAUUUUCUUGGAGCAUUUUGGAAUAAGCUUUCAUUGGAGGAGGUUAAAGAAGUUGCAUCAUUGGAUGACAUUUCACUAAAGGAAAUUCCUGGGACCUUACUUGUCAAGACACUGACAGAGUCUCUCCAAACAUCAAGUGCCUGGAUGUGGAGUCUUCCAACUGUUUAUAUGAAAGCUGGCGCUACCUUAAUGGAUAUUAUUGAAGCCAAACCUUCUAGGCUUCCAAUAUCAUCCCAGGAAUUAUUUAGUGUCCUUGAUGACGCUAGUGAGGGAACAUUUCUAUGUGCUGGAACAGCAGACUCGAUGCAAAAAUAUUUAUUCGAUGAUGAAGUUAUAAAAGUUUGCCUCGAGCUGAGGAAUUUAGCUGCAUGCAUAUGCUUCGCUUUUGAACAGAAACUGGUAAAAGCAUGGAUUGCUGACAAAGAAGCUGAGGCAUUGAGAUGCCAGAAAUUGCUUGUGGAAGAGGAAGAAGCUGCUCAGAGAAGGCAAACUGAGUUAUUGGAAAAGAAAAGACAGAAAAAGCUGAGGCAGAAGGAACUGAAGGCAAAGGAUCAAAUGAGUGAGGAAAAAGCAAGCCUUGGUGGGACUGCUGAUUCUUCAGAAAAUCCACUGGUGGCAGAAAUAUCCAGUCCUCCCACCCUGUUUGAUUCCGACUCCAAUACUCUUGAUGUAGCAGAGGAUGUCUCCGGCCUACAAAAUGGCUGUGAAGUGAUGAUUGGGUCCAUAUCUGUGUCUGUGAAAAAUUGCCCUAUUCACACACUCCGCACGAACUUGGCAAAAGCACAUGAUCAAAGUGGAUGUGAUCUCAGCCUUGGCAGCAAAACCAGUGUGCCAUCUGAUGAUUGGGUUCAUGUGACCAGGCGUGGGAAGGGGCCAAAGGUCAGGCAAGAUAAUGAAGAGUGUGCUUCAGUGGAAGUUGGUGAUCAAAAUCUAUCCUGUGCAAUGUCUGUGCAACCAUAUGCUGUGGAAAAUCCUGAUAGCAAAACUCAUUCUCAUCAGCUGCCAUUCUCCAGUGGCACUGUAAAAACUUUUCUUACAAAGAGAUGGAAUGAGGUCGUCUCAGCUGAUCAUGUGAAGUUGGUCAUUUCCGCUGUUCCUAAAUCUCAAGGAAGUCCGAGCACCCAGAGCAACGUUCAAAAAUCUGCUCCUCCACCUUCAGCACCCAAGAAGCACAGCAUUGUUGGAGAGAAUCAGAAAAGAAGAUGAAAGUGAGCAAAACCUCGUUUUUUUAGGUGAAGGAGAAGAAUGCUGCUGACGGACUACAGCUGAUUUGAAGUCUUUAACCCAUUCCAGCAGCGAGAGAAGAGGUUUUGUGCUGUGUAGUCUUCUAUUGGGGAAGUGAAGGUGUUAGGACAGAUAGCUUAUUCUUCUUAGGAAUAGCAUAGACUUGGCCUCUUUUAUAUGUUUUCUUUUCUUAGUUGAAAUCUCAUCUUGGCUAGUUGGCUUUGGACAUCAAAUCUUUCAUGGAAUAGAUUGUUGUUUUAGUUUUCUUAUUUAUUUAUUUUGUGGUCAUAUUAGACAAUUGUGGAUUUGUGAUGUCCCAUGGUUAGCCAGAGAAUGAAAUGAAUUGAUUUUUUCUGAAAA